Molecule: messenger RNA, 2276 nt
Organism: Astyanax mexicanus (Mexican tetra)
Lineage: Eukaryota; Metazoa; Chordata; Actinopteri; Characiformes; Acestrorhamphidae
Product: cortexin-2
Exons: 2
Coding region: 640-873 (77 amino acids)
Source: RefSeq, a predicted model, not a curated record
AGAGCACUAGUGCGAUCAGCGUGUCUGACAGAGACCAAAUGGAAAUAUAUUAUUAAUGUGUUCAAGGCCAAAGUUGACCAUGAUGACUAUAUUUAGCAUGUGUUGAUCUGACACAUCUCUGAGCCCUUAUUGAAUCUUCAUGCUCCAGUGAAACAGUGAUUUGCGGAGAGCCUCAGUUGGAUCACACAUCCCUCUCGCUCGCCCAGCAUUCGCCGAACACACUUGGAGGAAUUGCUAUGGCAACUGGUUGCUAUGGGUGAUGUGACACCACCACACACUCAUCUGCUGGAGGGAGAGGGAGUUGGACAACAAAAGCCAGGGAUGCAAAGCAAGGAGGAGAAGCUGUUAUUCUGAUCCCUGAAUGAAGCGAGGGUCCGGCUUCUGAAAAAAGUUGGGGAGACGUAUGGCUUCGGGCAGGCAGCCAUAAUGGAAAAGGAGCCUCUCUUCGUUUAUUUUCGGCGUCUGUCUGCCUCCUGCUUCUGACGGAUCUGUUUUAGCUGCUCCUCCACAACAGAAUGUAAAAUGGCUCUGAACAGGGGGACUUGUUGAAUCUGAGGCUCGCCCGUGAUGAGCCCACGCUGAGCCCGUGCUGAGGGAGGCUGCUGGAUUAGGGAGCUGCUAGGGUGCGCAAGGCUGAGGAUGGCGGAGCACCUCCACAGCAGCACGCUGUCGGCAUCGGGGGCCAAUCAGCCCAUCCCUUUCCUCACCCUGGAGCAGAAGGCGGCCUUCGUCUUUGUGCUGCUCCUCUUUAUCUUCCUGGGCCUGCUGAUCGUGCGCUGCUUCCGCAUCUUGCUGGACCCCUACAGCAGCAUGCCCUCCUCCACAUGGACAGACUAUAUGGAGAAAGACACGUUUGACUACCGCAUCGCCUGAGGGACACUGCCCGGGGUCACGGGGGCCACAGGCGAUGGCUACCUCACUGCCUCCACUGCAGAGAGGCCUGGCGUCUACACGGUACCGCCGUGCCACUCUGGUGGCGUGCGUCUGGUGGCAUGAUGUGUCAUUUUUAAGAGUCACAUGGUAUAAACGUUCACAAGUCCUCUCAUUCCAUCCGUCAGUUCUUAUGGGAUAUUUUACUGCCAGCAAAAUACCUCACACCUCUCAACACAGCUGAUAAUUGAUGUCAAGUCCAGAAGGAGAGUAUUAGCGAUGACACAUCCGUAACUUAAACUAGCCAAUUACCUGUCACAGGCUGUUCGGGUGAGCUGUUUGGCGGACCUAUGGAACCUUGUGUUCCUGCAGUGUUUAAUGAUGCAUUUGUUUUGUUUGUUUUGUUUGAUAAAAUGAGAUUAUUCCUUUACUGGAUUUAUUUGUACACUACCUUGGUAGGAUUAUAAAGUGCUUUGGUUUGAGGAUUGUGAAAUCCUCUGAGCUCUUCGUUGAGAAAGUCCUGAGCUUUCAGCCUUACGAUUCAGUGUGUUUACAGAGCCGCCAGGAGAAAACUGGCCUUGCUGUUAUUAAGCUAAAUGUCAAUCAAUGUAAUGAACCAACCACCCUCCUUGGGCAUCUGAAAGAGCACUUUGACGAGUUCCCCUCUCUCUAUCUGCCUCUUUCUCUCUGUCUCUCUCCCUUACUCUCUCUCUGUCUCUCUCUCUGUCUCUCACUUUCUCUGUCUCUUUCUCUCUCUCUCUCUCUCUCUGUCUAACUGCAGUGUGCUUUAAUAGGGUGUGUCUGAUGUUGUGCAUAUCGUUCAACAGUAUUUGCCGACACUGAAAUGAACUGUUCAUUCUGAUGGUGUGAAUUUGCUGUAGUGCACAGGCUAUCAGUGGAUUAGUGUUUGUGCGCAAAUUCUCUGGUGUAAGCUGUGGUUCUAGCUUAACUCCAUGUUUUUGAAAAAGAAAUCAAACCAAGCUCACACAAGCAAGAAAACGUGUCUAUGAUGUGCAGAGAAGAUCAGUAUUUGCCAUUCUGGUGCCUGUUUCUAUUUCAUUUUACUAUUUGCUAAUGCUUUACAGUCUGUAAAGGUGAGAUUGCUCUGUUAUUAACUUGCCCAUAUUGAGGACAGUUAUUGCCACAGUACACUAAGCUCCAGUGUCGGGAAUGACGGUCGUCAUUAUAAUGCACAUUGUGUUUUAGCUGAGUGGUGUGUGUGUGUGGGUGUGGGCCUGUGUGUGUGUGUGAGUGCUCUAAUGCGCGUGUGAUCUAUUAGAUAUUUAAUGCUGACAGACGCUAGUUUUUUCAGAAAGACCAUGUGCCAUGUGGUUCACAAGUGGGUCUUGCAUUUGUUGUGCUUUUUAUAUUUGUUUCCAAAUAAAGAUAAAUGUAUUUCUCUCAAA